AUGGCGUCGUUCGAUGAAGCACCUCCCGGAAACCCCAAGGCCGGUGAGAAGAUCUUCAGAACCAAGUGCGCGCAGUGCCACACCGUCGAAAAAGGUGCCGGUCACAAACAAGGACCGAAUUUGAACGGUUUGUUUGGAAGGCAAUCUGGAACAACACCAGGAUAUUCUUACUCAGCUGCUAACAAAAGCAUGGCCGUGAAUUGGGAGGAGAAGACUCUCUACGAUUACUUGUUGAACCCCAAGAAGUACAUUCCUGGGACGAAGAUGGUGUUCCCUGGACUGAAAAAGCCACAAGAUCGUGCCGAUCUCAUCGCUUAUUUGAAGGAAGGUACUGCAUAG
This is a messenger RNA of Microthlaspi erraticum, 339 nucleotides long. NCBI's taxonomy places the organism in Eukaryota, Viridiplantae, Streptophyta, Magnoliopsida, Brassicales, Brassicaceae. The record is from the annotation of a GenBank genome assembly.